Messenger RNA from Sinocyclocheilus rhinocerous, 1187 nucleotides. Its product is annotated as protein ABHD17C-like. Gene Ontology annotation, cellular component: plasma membrane; endosome membrane. Gene Ontology annotation, biological process: regulation of postsynapse organization; protein depalmitoylation. The coding region runs from base 633 to 1106 and encodes 157 amino acids. The record is from RefSeq and is a predicted model, not a curated record. The transcript is spliced from 2 exons. NCBI's taxonomy places the organism in Eukaryota, Metazoa, Chordata, Actinopteri, Cypriniformes, Cyprinidae. Gene Ontology annotation, molecular function: palmitoyl-(protein) hydrolase activity.
UUCUGUGAUGUACUUGUAUGUGAUCCACUGAUUCCAUACUUUAGGAGGAUUCUAUAAUAAUCCUGGAUUCUAUUAUAAUGUCUACCUUCCCUAUCCCAGUUACAUUGCCAUUCCUUUAUAAUAUUUCGACACACUGUUUCCCUUUUUUAAUACUGUAAAGCUGCUUUGACACAAUCUGCAUUGUAAAAAAGCGCUAUAUAUAUACAACAGCGACUUGACUUGACUUAUAUCCUGCAUCUCCUGCAGCUCAUCCAAGGAAAAGGCUCGUGACGUCGCCAGCAGCUGGAGCCGGAUAUCCGCCACGACCGGAUAAAUCCCAUAUUUGGGCAUUCUUAGCAGGAGCAAUGGCAGCUUACAUUGUGUGCGAACGGCUAGCUUGACGCUGAUUGUGUAGUGUAAACGAUCGAUUUUUAGAAUUUUCAACCCAUGAUCGAGACGGAUGAGUGGCGGAUUGGAACGUAUAUAUUUUUGAAAAUGUCAAAAACCAAGUGCUAGCGACCGCUCCGUCAAACCACCACCAAGCCGAAACCACUUCGCACGGCGUUAGCAUCCCCCACAUCGUUUGCGUAUUUUCUCGCUAUUCGCAACUCCCCUGACUCUCACCCGGUAUCAGUCGCUCUCCAUGCCCGAGGAUGAACAGCUUCUCCCUCGGCGAGUUGUGCUGGCUCUUCUGCUGCCCGCCGUGUCCGAGUCGCAUCGCGGCUAAGCUGGCGUUCUUGCCGCCUGAGCCCACCUACUCCGUCCACACAGACGCGAGCGGCGCGACGAGCCUGCAUCUCACCGAGCGCGCCGACUGGCAGUACUCCCAGCGCGAGCUGGACGCCGUCGAGGUGCUGGUGACCCGAACCAGCCGCGGAAACCGGGUCGGCUGCAUGUUCGUCCGCUGCGCGCCCGCUAGCCGCUACACGCUGCUGUUCUCCCACGGGAACGCCGUGGAUCUGGGCCAGAUGUGCAGCUUCUACAUCGGACUCGGCUCCAGGAUCAACUGCAACGUGUUCUCCUAUGAUUACUCGGGUUACGGGGUCAGUACCGGGAAACCGUCCGAGAAGAACCUAUACGCUGAUAUCGAAGCGGCCUGGCAGGUGCUGAGGAACAACAGGUGCUGAUACCGAUAUCUAAAGCAGGGUGGCUGAUAAAAUGCCAAUGUGAAUCAAUUUAAUGAUAACAAAUUAGUUGUAAACAACCUU